ACAACUUCGGCAACGACUUUAUGAGGUUACGGCGGUUAUCUACCAAAUACCGGACAGAGAAGAUCUACCCCACCAAUGUAGGAGAGAAGGAGGAGAAUGUCAAGAAGAACAGAUAUAAAGAUAUACUGCCAUUUGAUCACAGUAGGGUGAAGCUGAAGUUAAAAACGACCAAUCAGGACACAGAUUACAUCAACGCCAACUUCAUCAAGGGUAUGGAUGGCCCAGAGGCCUAUAUCGCAACUCAGGGCCCACUGCCGAACACUGUCAUUGACUUCUGGAGGAUGAACUGGGAGUACAACGUAGCUGUUAUUGUAAUGGCUUGUCGAGAGUUUGAGAUGGGAAGGAAAAAGUGUGAGCGAUAUUUCCCGCUGCAGGGAGAGGAGACCAUGAGUUUUGGUCCUUUCAGAAUCUCCUGUGAAUCAGAACAGGCCAGAACAGACUACUUUAUCAGGACUUUGAUGGUGGAGUAUGAAAAUGAAACUCGGAGGAUAACACAGUUCCAUUAUAUGAACUGGCCAGAUCACGAUGUGCCCUCAUCGUUUGACUCCAUACUGGAUAUGAUCGGACUAAUGAGAGAAUACCAGGAGAAUGAUGAUGUCCCUAUAUGUGUGCACUGCAGUGCAGGCUGUGGGAGGACGGGUGCUAUCUGUGCUAUCGACUACACAUGGAACCUCCUCAAAGCUGGGAAAAUACCAGAAGAUUUUAAUGUUUUUCGGUUGAUCCAAGAAAUGAGGACGCAGCGACACUCUGCUGUUCAAACCAAGGAACAGUACGAGUUAGUUCAUAGAGCGAUCGCUCAGCUCUUUCAGAAACAAUUGCAGCUACUGGAGAGCCCCACCAACACGCAGAUACACGAUGGCAUGGAUGAAAGCAGUCCAGACAAAGCAAGCCACCAGUCAGAUGAUGAGAGAUGGGACACACCACCUCCCAAACCUCCCCGCAUACGCAGUUCCCAGGCAGAAGGUGACGUUAAAGAGGAGAUUCUCCAGCCCCCUGAGCCUCACCCUGUACCCCCCAUUCUGACCCCGUCUCCCCCCUCGGCUUUCCCCACCGUCACCAACGUACGGCAGGACAACGACCGCUACCACCCCAAACCUCUCAUACACGUCCUGGCUACUGCGCAGCACAACGUGACACAGAAGAAAGAUGUGGACAAGCAGCAGAACCAGUCAGAGCCUGGUUCAAACAAACGGACCAGUCCCUCAGAGCAGAAAGACCAAGAUCUUGAAAGUCGAAAACAGCAGACGCAGGUCUCAAAUCUGGAUCUCAACGACAACUACAACAACAAAUUAUCUUCAGCAUCAACAAAAUCAGAAUCAGGCCAAAGCCAGACUCAGACUUCCUCCUCUCCCCUCUCCCCGGUUGUUGAAUGUUCUGGUGCUCCUCGGAUCGAGAGGAAGCUCAGCAUUGAGAUUAAAAAGGUGCCGUUGCAGGAAGGACCUCGUAGCUUUGACACUUCCCCCUCGAUGGGAGUAGCAGGCGGGCUCGGCAGUGGUUCAACCAACAGCGGGGGUAUGCUGCAAAGAGGCCACGCCUUCAAAGCCCGUUCUGGCCAAUCCCUGCUGACGUCUAGCUCCUCGCUGUCGGAGGACUCGGGCACGGAGGGAGGAGCAGGUGGGGAGAGUCACACAGACGGAGGCGUCCUAACCAGACCAAACCACCUCCCUGUGAAGAGUGGAGAGAAGGGGGAGCCGCAGGGAGGGGAGAGAGUGGAGGUGAAGGCUGGCCACGCAGCAUGGGCUCAACCCUGCAACAGCCCCGAAAAACAUUUCCCUAAGACCUCCUCCUCUUCUUCCUCCUCAGACCGUGUUGCUCCAUCAUCAUCCUCCUCCUCCCACCUCUCCUCCUCCUCUUCCUCUUCCUCCUCCACUCCUGUUAGGACUGCCCUCAGUUUCACCAACCCCCUGCACUCCGAUAACUCGGACGAGGAGGGGGAUGGAGAGAUGUCCGGAGGAAAGGAGGGCUAUCGUUCUAAUGUAUCCACGGCGACGGCCAUGGUAGCUGCGUCCCCUCACCAUGGAGACCAGCAACCAGUCAGGAAGGUGUUGCCAAUGUCGAUUGCAGGGCAUACCUCUUCGUCACCCUCUGCAACUACAGCAAACCCUCUGGAGGUGAGGACGUCAGCCUCAGCCGAAUGGAGCGGCUCACACACAGAUGUGUCAGACUGCAUUAAGAAGACAUCUCCAGCUGACCCUGCAUCUGCUGCCACCACGGCAACAGACAGCAAGGCAGACUUGGGGUUCGGUAACCGCUGCAUCCAGCCCAAAGGCCCUCGAGAACCCCCCCUGGAGUGGACAUGAUGGAACGAACUGUCUGCCUGUCCACCAACAGUCUUCUCGCCUGUCAGGAGACGGACUCUGCCGAUCUCACCUGGCGGGUCCAAAAAAACCAAGUUGAUAGAUGCUACACAGACAGA
This is a messenger RNA of Seriola dumerili (greater amberjack), 2416 nucleotides long. It is a transcript of the gene ptpn12, whose product is annotated as protein tyrosine phosphatase, non-receptor type 12. Gene Ontology annotation, biological process: peptidyl-tyrosine dephosphorylation. Bases 21 to 2300 code for a protein of 759 amino acids. Gene Ontology annotation, molecular function: non-membrane spanning protein tyrosine phosphatase activity. The transcript has 17 exons. The record is from RefSeq and is a predicted model, not a curated record. Gene Ontology annotation, cellular component: nucleus; cytoplasm. NCBI's taxonomy places the organism in Eukaryota, Metazoa, Chordata, Actinopteri, Carangiformes, Carangidae.